Oreochromis niloticus (Nile tilapia) is the source of this 30684-nucleotide messenger RNA. RefSeq names its product spectrin repeat containing, nuclear envelope 2b (gene syne2b). The transcript has 80 exons. The record is from RefSeq and is a predicted model, not a curated record. Gene Ontology annotation, molecular function: protein binding. The coding region runs from base 144 to 28865 and encodes 9573 amino acids. NCBI's taxonomy places the organism in Eukaryota, Metazoa, Chordata, Actinopteri, Cichliformes, Cichlidae.
GUUUCAUUUCCACAUACUACAACACAACCAGAUCUGCUCUCCCACAUUGCAGUUCAAUAGUCCCUGGACCUCCAUCUUUACCCCAAAACACAACUUUUUACUGUAUAGCAGUGCCAUGCUGCCGGGGGUCUGUGGAUGAGAAUAUGUCGUCAGACUUCUACUCCAGAGAUGCUUUGUUGGAGCAGGGGACCAUCCCCCUGGACAUUGACAAUGUUCACAUGCUGCUGCAGGUGGAACAAGAACAGAUUCAGAAGAGGACCUUCACCAACUGGGUCAAUGCCCAGCUGGCAAAGAGGAGGCCACCGUGCAUGGUUGUAGAUCUGUUCAAUGAUUUCCGUGAUGGCUCCAAACUGCUGGACCUGCUGGAGGUGAUGAGUGGUUUGCACAUCAGUCGGGAGAGAGGCAGGGGAAUGUUUCAGCACAGGAGCAACAUCGAGAAGGCUCUCUCCUUUCUUAAGAAGAAAUCGAUAAAGCUGGUUAACAUACACAUUCCUGACAUUAUUGAUGGAAAACCAUCCAUCAUCCUGGGCCUUAUAUGGACUAUCAUUCUUCAGUAUCAUAUCGAAGAGCUGGCGAGCUCCCUCACCUUUGACUCCCGUCAGUCCUCUAUGGAGUCUUUGGCCAGUCUCGACACACGCUCCACCUUCUCAAGCCACUCGGCUAGCAGCAGUCCAGUUCCUCCCAGAGGCUCACCACUACAUCAUCGUUUUAGAGUCUCUGCCAAGAAAGCACUGUUGCUCUGGGUCCGGGAGCAGUGCCACAAAGCUGGCUGCUCAGUAAACGUAAAAGACUUCAAGGCUAGCUGGAGGAGUGGAGUGGUUUUCCUGGCUAUCCUGUAUGCUCUGCGGCCUGACCUGGUGGACCUAUCCAAGGCCAGAACGAGAAGCAACAAACAGAACCUGGAGGAAGCCUUCCGUAUUGCAGAGAAAGAGCUGAGGAUCCCCCGACUGCUGGAGCCUGAUGAUGUGGACGUUCGAGACCCCGAUGAGAAGUCCAUCAUGACUUAUGUGGCUCAGUUCCUGCAGUACUCCAGGGACCUGCCAGUGCCAGAAGAAGAAAUGCAGACACAAUAUUUGACUCCUUCUAAAAGUCCUUCUCCUAUCAACCUGCCUGUCUUCUACACCCCUGCUAUUUCUGCUUCACCUCUCCGCCAGGCAACACCUGACCGUAAGGCGCAGGAAAUGACAUGCUGGCUGGUUCAGGCCUAUGAUGAGCUGCUGGAGGGAUGGGACUCCACAGAAGGAGAAAGCUACUCAGAAAGAUAUAAUGUAUUUCAGACCUUUCUGGUGUCCUUUAAUGAGCAACGACGGCCCAUCAUGCCUUUGUUGACGGCCAUGAGACGAACCCCAAAACUGAGCGACGAGCAACGGACUCUUAGAGAGGCGUGGGAUACUCUCACUGAAAAGCUCCGUGAGUACAAAGUUGCUUUAGAUAUGAGUCUUCCAGCCCCCUUGGACACAGUAGCCCGCUGGCUUUUGAGAACAGAGGAGUCUUUAGCUGAGGAAGAUGGCAACCCUCAAGACCACGGCCGUGCUGCUGAUGAAGCGAGGGAGAAGCACGAACUGCUCAAAGCUUGCCUGGAGGAGAUGCCACAGCACGUGAGGACCUUCCAGUCCUUCCAGAACAUAGAUGAGUACGGAAACAUGAUGAUUCCUACUGACAAGAUGGAUGAGCUCAAGAGGAGAUUUACCAGCGUCAGAGUGACUGCCAAGUAUCAUGGGAUCAAGCUAGAGUACAGAGAGCAUCGCCACACUGUUUUGGAUCUGUUGGGGCAGAUCAGGACCAAGCUUCGUGUCUGGAAGAGACCUUAUAUCUCCUCAGAGGCAGUCAGGGUGUUGCUGCAAGAGUGGCAUGAACUCGUAAACACACAAGAGCUGCCUUCCAUGUUGGAAACGGUUAUUCGUAAGCUGAAGCAGAUUUCUGAGAAAUAUUCAAGCAAAUCUGCCCUUGCUUCAGAUUAUCAGCAUGUCAGUCAGCAGGUGAAGCAGCUGGAGGAGGACACUGCUGUUGUUUUAGAGGACGUGACCACAGUGAAAAGCACAAUGGGACGGGUUCUGUCUGCCUGGGACUCGUACAGCGACUCCCUUAGUUCCCUGCAGGCUUGGCUUGAACAGUGCUCUGCAACACACAGCCACAGACCUGAGCUGACCUCCGCAUCCAUGGCUGAGUGGGGCUCUCGUCAGGCCCACCUGAAUGAGGUGGGGAACUUCCUGAUUGAGUCAACGGAUCCUCAGACCAGCAGGAGUCUGGCAGAGGAGCUUCGAAAAGUCAACAUGCAAUGGGCUGAGUUUGUCAAGAAAAACACUUUGGAAAACAUUGGUGAGCCAAGUGAAGUUACCCAUGUAAACCCAGAUGACAUCAGAGCUUUGAUCAGAGAGGGCACAUUGAUUCUCAAAGAGCCUCUGGAUGUUAUGGCGGGUCCUUUACGCACCUACAGGAAAAGAUUACAGUUUAUAAUGAGGAAGAUUAAAGACGUGGAUCUGGAUGCAUUGGCUUCUGUCCCAGAAUGCCCAGCAGAUCAGUUACAGAAACUGAAGCUUGCAGUACCAGAAGUUAUGCAGACAUUAUCUGAGGCAGAAAAGGUUUGUGUAGAGCUGCAACACAGUGUGUCUGGGCUGGACAGUCGAUUGGCUGAACUUCUACAUUGGGAGACUGAAGCCAGGGAGCUCUACCACCUGCUGAGGGCCACCGAUCGGCAACAAAAACAGGUCCAGACCUCACAAGCCAGGGUCACUAUUUCCCGUGGUCUACAGCUCGAAGGUCAGGUAGUCACAGAGGAGCAAGACCUGCAGGUGAUUGUAUCGACAAAUCAGAAGAGCUCUCCCAUCCACUACCUCCAUGCCUCUACUAUGCAGGAUCGAGUGCGAGCCGCUGUUGCUCAGUCACAGGAAGCAGUUGGUAUGCUAAGCAGCCUGGGUGCCAGACGAGACAGAAGCAGAAGUCCUCCAGCAGGACCUCCUUCAAAAGUCUUUAUUCAAGAUAAAGCAGUCCCUCAACAUUUGAAACAGUCAGACACCAAGCAUACAAAAACCUUCGUGCCAAGGAUAGUGGUACAAGAUUACAAAGAAGAAAAGAUGACUUCUCCUCCAAUGCCAUACACCUAUGCAGAAGCUGUGAAGCAGACCAGAAGAAAGUCGCCGCCAGAAAGUCAGUUUCAAGCUUGGCCAAUGGCCACUGCACAAAAGACAACAGAGACUCCAGAUCAAGGGCCACAGCAAGACCUACUCCAAGAGGGACUUAGAAGACAGGUGGAAAUUAAACUGGGACAGAAAGAACAGGAAGAAAUGAAGGAGGAGUAUCUUCUACAAGUUCAGCAGCAGGAGUUGUUCCCAGUGCAACCACAACCAAGUCAGCCCAAGCAGGAGCAACAACAGGUACAACAGCAUGUGGUAGUUAAUAUACAAGUUGAACAACAAGUUAAACAAAGACCAGAAUCCAAAGACCAGACUCGACUUCACGAACCAGCUGUAAAGAAAAGGGUUCUAAGUUCCCAGGAGCUCCAAAGCAGAAAAGCUCAGGGCAUGAAGAAUCGGCCAUGGCUUCAGAAACCAGCUUUUCCAGAACAGAAAACUCCAACUGAAGAGCAGGAUUCGACUCAAGAUCUAGUUCAAACAAGACAGACACAGUCAGUGGGAUCAGUUCAGGUAAUUUCCCAAAAUGUAGCAACUACCAGGCUACAGUAUGAGGCCCACGCAAAAAUUACUAAGCAGCCACAACAACAGCAAAAAGCGGAACAGAAGCAAACACAGCAAACUGAAAAUCUAGAGCAUCAGCAGCAAGACAAACUGCUACAUCAACAACAGCAAAAAGAGCAGCAUCAGCAAAAGGAACAGCAAAAACAACAACCACAAGAAACUGUAAGACAAGCACAACAAGAAUCAAAAUCAAAAUCACAAACUGUAACCUUGAGUCAACCUCAACCACAAAGAAAGACCCCAAAUCAAUCACAAACUAAUACUAUGGUUCAGUCCCACACUACUACAGAUACACAGCAACCAUGUGUUCCUCAGUCCCAUGACUCUGUGAAGAAACAGUCAUCAACCAAGCCACAGACCCAACAACAGCUCCAGCCACAGGAUCAGGCUCUGGUUCAACCAGCUGGUCCUCAGCCAUCUAAGCAGCCACAGGUACUACCCCAUGACCAGUCUGUAGCUCAAGUCCCAAUAUGGGCUCAAAUCAGACAGCCUUCCACUAUUCAGGCUCCACUGCAAGGCCCAAUUCAGCUUCCUGUACCAUCUCACAUUCAGCUUCGUAGUCAACCACAGUCAUGGGCCCCUGUCCGGCCCCCUUCCCCUAAGCCACCAACCCAGGCUCAGCCUCCAAUGCAUACUCAGUCAACAAAUGUGGGCCAAACCCAUGCAAAAUCAAUGGAUGAUCCUGAAAUUCACCCUCAGUCCAAGGUCCAACCUCAAACACACCCUCAGCCUAAGACCCAAGUUCAAAUCCAUGCUGAUCAGUCUGAGACCCAUUCCCAGUCAAUGCCCUACCCACAAGCCCAUGCUCAAUCAAUGACCCAUGUUCCAACCAAUGUUCAGGCAAUGGCCAUGCUAAGUCAGGCCCAACCAUUGACUCAACAUCCAACCCAAGCCCAACCUAUACUCCACCUUCAGGGUCAUUGUUUGACUGAUCCUAUGACUCAGUAUCCAACGCAUGCACAGGCACUGGUCCAGCAACAAGGCCAUAUUUCACAGGGGCACUUUCAAGCUUAUACUCAAGUCAGAUCCUCAGUCCCCCAGUCUAUCCAGCAUCCACAAGCUACAGUGCAACCUCAGCUAUACUCCCAGGGUUAUGCCCAAGCUCAGUCCACGUCUCAGCAGUGGAUAGAUAAACAAGAACCACAAAAUCAAGCAUUUCCCCAGCAGAGUCACCCUAUCCCGCAACCAUACCCUCAGCAAAUGAGCCAAGCAACACAUUCUCAGGGUUAUCCUACAGUUCAGACUCUAUCCCAUUGGACCCAGCAAACGCCCCAGAUUGCCCACCAUAGGGUUUCUCAUAUGGGGCCAUCAUAUACUCAACCGCAAAUGCAUCCUCAAGCUCAACCCCAACCCUGGACUCAAACACAGCAGCAAACUGGGCCCCAGAGUUCCAUGCACCAACAUACCCAGAUGAGAGCUUCUAACUUAGUUCAGCCACAACAAGGCCAAGUUCAGCAACAGACUUGGGUUCAACCACCACUACAAGUGCCAUCUCAGUCUUAUCAGCAGCCUCAGUCUCAGCAGUAUGUACAGGUCCAGCAUCAACCUCAAGCUCAACAUCACCCUCCACCUCAGAUUCAAACACAUAUAUCUCUCAAGUCACAACCCUCACAUCAAGCCUAUCCUCAGUUUCCUUCACAGCCCCAGCAACAAACUUUGCAGGCCCAGUCCCAAACACACGUCCAGGCACAGCCAUUAGUUCAAGAAAAGCCCUUUGCCAGAACUCAGGGGGCUCAAUCUAAUAUUCAAUUCCAGCAGUCAACUUCUCAGCCCAAGCAUCAGCCCCAACUUCAGCUACAACCAAUGAUUCAGUCACAAACUCAAUUAAAAGGUAACUCACCUCUACAGCCCAGGCCUCUACAGCCAAAACAGGAUGUUGAAAUGACACCUCAACUAAUGGUUCAGUCACCAAUUAAACACAUACCUGGAUCACUACCACAGCCCAAACCUGAAUCUCAAUUGCCACCACAGCCAAAGGCUCAGUCACUAACUAAAGUUAAUGUUGAAACACCCGCUCAAUCCAAGGUGCAAGCCCAACCUCAAUUACAACCUACAGCUCAAUCACCAACUCAACCUAUAGUUCAGUCACCAGUCCAACCCAAAGUCCAACCAGUGUUCCAACCCAAAUCUCAGACACAGUUAUCCCCACAGCACCAUCCUCAGGUUCCGGUCUCAUCGUCUCCCACGGCCCAAACAGUGCCACAGUCCAAGACUGAAUCUCCCGCACAGGCAAGACCUCACACUCAACCACUUAACCCACCAAAGACUGAAACCCAGUCUCCUUUGCAACAGAAAUCUCAACAGUCCCAGACUAUUCUCGUCUCUCAAGUCAAUGUGUUGCCUCAAACCCAGGCUGAGUCACCAGAUCUUAAUAUCAAACCUCCUGCUCUGGCUCAAGCACCUCCCCAGGCCUACACAGAGGCCUACACUAAGGCACAGGCUUUAGCUAGAAAUGGCUUUGAGGAGGCCAAACACUGCCUGCAGGCGCACAUCCUGGAAGCUAUCAAUGUCUUCAAAGAUAGGCGUGUAUCAGCUGAGCAAGCUUCAGUAAAGGAGAAAACUCUGAGAACAUUGGAUCCAGAGUUGCUGGAGGAGUUCUUGCGAGCAGCUAAUGGCAUGGAGGCCUUUUGUACCCCCUCACAGCUCAGAGAUAUGGAGUUCUUCACCCAAUCUGUCAGGACACAGUGGGAGGCUCUCAGAGCUGAGAUCUCAGGAUUUUUGCAACAAUUACAGUUUGAAGUAACAAGGAAAGACUUUAAUGCAGCAGUCCUGCGGUGUGAGAUGCACUUAAGCACCAGCUUAGAAAACCAAGCUCAGGCUUGCUUCUCAGCGGACUUUGCUGAAGCAGAACAGCACCUGCAGGCACUGAAAGAGUUGUGUGACACCCUAAGCCCGGAGGAUGCUCACCGCUUGGCUCAGACGCAGCUGAGGGAGUGUGAAAAGAGGCUGGCUGCCAUCCAGCAUCAGUUCAGUGGAGAUCAAGACGCACCACUCCCUGAAUCUAGGAUUCCUGUUGCCUUCACUGAGGAUCCCAACACACAGAAGGAGCCUACCAAACCAAGUGAUGAACCUCAGGCCUUAGCUGAGGUGACCCAGGUGACAGUGAAGACAGUUGCUGUGGAGAGAAGGGAGGCUGAAAAGCAGACGUCUGUGGAGGAAGAAGUAACCAAAAAGGAAGCUUUAGAAAGAUAUGAGAAUGCUAAGAGGGCUCUGCAAGCCCAACUAGCUAAAAAUGAACAGAGCAUCAAGGAUGUCCCCUCUGACUCAGUCUCUCUGAAAGGCCUGCAUACACGGCUCCAGGAAAUACAGUUCUUGAGACAAGAGACUGAGUGUCUUUGGUCUGAGUAUGCACACCAGUGCUCUCAGUGUUCCCAGCUGAGUGGAAACACUUCUCUGGAGCAGGAGAAAGCAGAGCUGCAGGAGCAGUGGCGCACCCAGCAGUCCAACCUUCAGAGGAGAGGCAGCUCGCUGGGCUCUGCACUCAGGCAGAUUGACUCCACUGAGAAUCACAUGGUGGACUUCACCGACCGCCUGGACCGUUAUCUGAGACAGCCCAAAGACAUCACUGGCUUCACACUGGCCAACAGUAACAUUCUGAAAGAUAUAAAGGAACUGGAUGACAACAUACAGAGCGAACUGGACCAGUUGUCCCGUCUGGACCCCGAAUCCAGCGACUUGGAUCCCAGAGAACGCUUCCCGCUGUCCCGUGAGUUUGAGGCUCACAAAACCAGCUUGGAUCAACUCCGGCAGCAAGUCCGGAAGAGCGAAGCAGCUGCCCGUGCCCUCGACCGAUUUCUUAUGUCGCUGCGCACUGUGGAUGAGGAUAUCUCAAGUAUCCCAGGUCCACCCUGUAGUGACACUGUGGUACUGCAGGAAUGCCGCUCCAAGUUGGCUCUGAUCAGGCAGAGCAUUGACAGUUUGAAAGAGAAAGCCCCUCAGCUGGAUCUACUCCUGCAGGGAGCUCGGCUCACGGUCACAAGGGAUGGUAUCCCAGCCUCCUGCCUCGAUAUGGUGAAUAUCCUGGUGAGAAGGCUGGAUGAGGCUGACAGUGGGCUUGUCAGCCAGCAGAAGGUCCUUCAGAAGGAGACCCAAAGCAAAACCCUGGGCCUGAGGAAGAGGACGAUGCUGGGGGAGAUGAAGAAGCUGCAUGAUACAAUUGAAGCACAAGGCCUCAAAGAGCCCACCAUGCCUGCUUUGCAGCACAGGCUUCGUGCCCUCUUGGAUUUAGAAGGCCAGCUGCAGGCUCAGGACUGUGAGCUUCAGAGCCUCCGUGAAGUCCAAGAGAAGCAGGGAGGAGGAGAAAAUCUCCUUCAGGAGCUGGAAGCUCAGUGGAAGGAGACUCAGCAGGCUUUUUCUGACAGGAGGAAGCAGUACAGCACACUGUUGGAGCUUCUGAAGAAGUUUCAGACCUGCCGGAGUCUCCUGAGGAGCACCAUCCAGAAAGCAGAGCAGGCAAUCAGCGAUAAGGCGUCCUACAUGGGGAAAGACAACCUGCAGAGGAGUAUGGCAAAGGUCUGUGAUAUUAAGGAGGAGCUGGCUGGUCUUACGGGGCCGAUGGAAGAGAUGAAAAGUGUUUGCAAACAGCUAAAGUCUGAACUGAAGAAGUUUCCAGACUGCAGUGAAUCUCCAUUUGAAGCAGAGGCCGACACGCUGAUGGACAGCUGGCUGGACGUGACAGAGAAGACAGAUGCCUACAUGGAUAACCUGCGAGUGGGCCUGGAGCUGUGGGAGAAGCAGCUGAUGCUGGGAGGAGAGGUGGACAGCUGGGCCGGGGCCAAACUGGCCCUGUUUGCAGAGAGCCAUACUUUCUACAAUGAGCAACAAGUACUCACCAUGAAGGAUGAAAUCCAGGCCAAUGAGGAGAACAUCACUCAUUUUCAUAAGAAGUCUAUUGAGAUCCAGGAGAUGCUGCAAAGUCAGGAAGCUCCACUGGAGCUACAGGUAAUGGAAACCCAGCUGAGAAAGAGAAUGGAGCAGGUGAAGGAACUGUUUUCUGACUGCACAGAUGUCUUUGAGGAGUUAAUCGCUGUGAAGAAGCAUCUAGCCGAGAAGGUAGAGGAUUGUCAGACAGCGGUAGAGAACAUCCAGAGUCGUAUCAAUGAGAUUAAUGCUUCAGGUCCAAAUGUGGAAGCCCAGAUACGGGAUCUGUGCAAUGACCUGGAGUCUCAGGAAGAGCAGGCUGAGGCCGUGUUGAAGGAGGUGGGAUUGGUUUCCAGUGUGGCCAGCCCUCAAGUGCUUGAGGCACUCUCUGUUGACUGCAGCAGGCUAACGGAGGCCAUCUCGCGCACGAAAGACAUGAUCCAACUGAAGAGAGAGGAGAGGGACAAAGGCCUGCUCAAGGUUAUCGGAGAUGAAAAGCAGUCAUUCGAGGAAUGGUUCCAGGACUUGCAGCUAGCUGUCAAUGAGUGCUUCGAGAACCCUGAGAGUAGAACAGAUGUGGAGACAUUUUUGCAAAGACUGACUAGUUUCUUAAAGUCCAAGGAUGCAGAGAGACGUCUUGACCAGCUGAAAGAUCAGCUGGAGAGAGGCAGGGAGCAGGUUCCACCUCAGCAGCUCUCUGAGUUUACUGGGUGGAUGCAGGAGCAGCAAGAGGAAGUGGUCACGUUCAGAACCCACUGCCAAAACCGGCAGAAACAAAUGGAGUCAGUGCUCAGCGACUUAGACAGUCUGCAGAAGCAGCACGACAGCCUCCGUCAGUGGCUUCAGAACAAAGAAAAACUCUCUGUGGUGCCUGAGAAAGUCAAACAACUUCUGAAAGACCUUCAGGAUGAGAGUGGAAGAGCCGAGACCCUCAGUGAGCUGCUGGCAUCAAUACGCAGACAAGGUGUCAGAUCUGAGAGCCUCCUGAAGGACGCUGAUAACUUGAUACAGCGCUACAGAAACCUGGAGGGCAGGAUGCUGAAUCAGGCUGAGGCCCAGAGUGUGUUGGAUGGAGAAUACAAUGUGUUUAAUACUCAGGCAGAGAGCACCAGGACCUGGAUCAGUGACCUAUCACAGCCUCUCACCACUCCAGACAGAGACACCAACAUGGAGGAGAUGAAGUCCAAAGCACAAGCUAUCCUUAGCUGCAAACCUGAGGGAGACUUUAAAGUGAGCAGCCUGAGACAACAAAGCGAAAGUCUGUGUGAGAAGGAAGGCCUGGACGAGUCCAGGAAACAAAGUGUCCAGCUGUUAGUUAGAGACACAGAGAAACAGUGGAUGACAGCCGUGCAGGCUGCUCAGGAGGCUCUCAGAAAGGCAGAGACACAAGCCAUUUUAGAAAAAAACGUUGAAGCUUUCCAAACCCACAAUGAAAGUGUCCAGUCCUGGAUCAGAGACCAGGACCAGAACCUCAAGUCUAUCGGUGGCCAUGCGGAAGCUGAAGAAAAGCUACAGGCUGCACAAGCUUUACUGAGCUCCAAGCCUAAUGGAGAGUCAAAGCUCCAAGAGCUUAAGCAACUGUGCCAGAGUCUGUGUGACAACCAGAGUUUGGAUGAGAGCAGGAAACAAGAGCUUCAUGACACAGUCAAACACACAGAGGAGCAGUGGAGGAAAGCCUUGCAGGGUGCUGAAGAGGCUCUUAAACAGGCAGAGACUGAAGAGGCCACUAAAAGAGAUUUUGAUGCUUUCAAAACUCAAAGUGAAACAAUCCAAUCCUGGAUCAAAGAGCAGAAGCAGAAACUGCUGUCCCUCGGUAGUCAUAUGCACUUUGAAGAAAGGUCCCAGAUAGUACAGGCUGUCAUGACUUCCAAACCUGAAGGAGAGUCCCAGUUGCUCGACCUGAAGAGACGGGGUAAGAAUCUGAGCAAGCUCUUGGAAGACAGUAGGAAACUAGAGGUUCAGCAGCUAGUAACAGUCACAGAGCAGCAGUGGACGACAGUUCAACAGGCCGUCAAACAAGCAGAAGUCAGGAGUCUUUCUGAUGACUUUGACGUCCAGUUUAAAAACACAGAGAUGUGGAUCAAAGAGAAGCAACAGAAGCUACAGGCUGUGGGCAGUCACACAACAGCUGAAGAGAGAUGCCACACAGCACAGGACCUCUUGACCUUGAGGCCUGAAGGUGACUCUAAGGUGAACAACCUGAGGAGACGAGGACAGAGUCUGUGUGACCACAAAGAUGCUGGUGAGGGCAGGAAAGAGCAGGUCAAGCAGACAGUCAGAGACGUGGAGGAGCUGUGGAGGGCAGCUCUGCAGGAUGCUAAACAGCUUGAAGCCGCAGCAGAAGCUGAGAUUGCCCAAGAGACUGAGAGGAGAAGGUUGGAGUUGCAAGAAUUUAAUACCUGUCAGCGGGAAACUGAUGGCUGGCUAAAAGACCUCGAACAACAGCUGAACUCUUUCGGCAGUGAAGUCGAGAACAGACUGCAUGUAGCACAGGCCAUUAUGAACUUCAAGCUUCAAAAUCUCAAGAUAAAAGCCCAGAGUUUGCUUGAUCACGAGUAUGAUGAACAUAAAAAACAAGAGAUUCAACAAAAAGUAAGAGACACUGAGGAACGGUGGAUCAGACUCCAGAAAGACGCUAAAGAAGUAAUGGUUCUGGCUGAAAGGCAACAUGCUCUCGACGGCCAGCUGCAAGGCUUUGAAGCUACGAGAGAAAAGACCAGAGUGUGGCUGGAAGAGAAGCAGCAGAGCCUUGUCUCUCUGACCAGUCAGAAAGACCCAGAACAGAUCAUAAGCACUGCACAGACCAUCCUGAGCUGCAAGCCUGAGGGAGACUCUAAGCUCGAAGAACUAAAAAGACUAAGUCAGAGUCUGUCUGACCAAGAGGACUUGGCUAAGACCGUGAGCCAAAAGGCUCUGCAAGCAGUGAAAGACUCAGAGGAGCAGUGGAGGACAGUCCUGGAAACUGCUGAGAACACUCUGCAAAAAGCUGAGGUCCAGUACUUGCUCUCCAAGGAGCUAGGGGCUUUCCGCGCUCAUGUGGGAAGCACUAAAGCUUGGAUUACAGGCCUGCAGAAACAAGCUGAUUCCAUGGGGAUGAGCACUCAGGGCAGCAAGGCUCAGUUACAGGACAGACUGAGUGCAGCACAGGCCAUCUUGAGAUCAAAGUCAAGUGGUGAGACACAACUGUUGGAGCUGAAGAGGCGAGCGCAGAGUCUCUGUGACCACACAGACCUGGAGAAGGACAAGACGCUGGAUGUUCAGCAGACAGUCAGAGAUGCAGUGGAGCAGUGGGGGGCAAUGCUGCAGGCUGCUGAGGAGACACAAAGCAAGUUGCAGAGUGUUGUGGAACGCCUGGUGUCCUGUCAGUACCAGCGAGACCAGGCUGUGGCCCGUCUGGCUGAGCUUCAGAAGCAAACAUCCAACCUUCCACGUGUCUUCCCCUGGCCAGGCCUGGGAGAGCGGAGGCAAGCUGUGGAAGAGGCCCGAGCCCUGGUUGAUCAGAUAACAGCCUUAGCCCCCGUCCUCUCAAACAUCCGCACACAGGCUGCAGAGCUGGUUGAAAUCACACAGGACCAAAGCUGGUCUGACCCCACCUGGACAGCUAAGGAGGAGUCUAUCCCUGCUCUGCUGAAAGAGCUCACUGAUACAGUAGCCAACCUGGAGCAGGGCAUUGUGACAGAGCGGCAGUGCACACAGCUAGUGGAGCAGCAUGAAGCAGCUCAGGACUGGCUGAGGGAGCAGGUUAAAAGCCUGGGACCUCCUCCUGCAGACAGACAGAGUCUGCACAGUGCUGUGAACACCCUUAAGGCUUUGCUCCAGACAGUGGACAGAGAGCAGAGAGAGAUGAAGGAGCUGGACUCUGCCAGAGACAGUUUGCGGAGCCUCUGCACUCCUGGGGGUCAGGAUGCCCUGACCCUAGAGGUUAGCCAUCUCCAUGACCUGUGUUCUGUCUCAGAGCAGGAGGUAAGGGAGCAUCUGAGGGCCUGUGACACACAACUGAAAGAACUGGACAGUCAGUUGGCCAAAAGGACCCAGGGGCUGAAAGAGGGAAUUGCAGCCCUGCAGUGGGAGCUCCGCUCUCUCGACCAGGCACUCAGUUACAGUGAACCACAAAACAAUAUCACUCAACUUGAACAGCACUGGCACAGCCUACAGAAUUGUGAGAAGUCACUCGAGGAUUCGGGUGUGAAAAUUCAUGACCUGCAACAGGAAGUAAACUUGGCAUCUUCUACCAAUGAGCUGCCAGCAGAAAUCAUCAGUGGGGUUGACUCGUUAUGGGAGCAGCAUGCCAGCCUAAAAUCUAGGCUGAGUGAGCAUCAGGUUACCUGCUGCACAAACACAGCAACAUGUCUCAGGGACUGUCUUCAUGUUCUGCAAAAAUGGAACCACAGCAGAUCAUCUGCGUCACUUUCCUCUGUGCAGGAGAUGUUAGAGGAAGGUGAAAAGUUGCAAGCCAGCCUACAGGAGGCACUUUCUCACCGACAUUUUCUAAUGGCCUGUCUGACAUUGGACUUGCUUGAGAAACUAGAAAAAGAUGGCUCAGAAGCUCUCAGAGAAGCAGACACACUGAAAAUUUCGCUAAGUCAGAGCCUAAAGGAACUUAAUCAAAGAAGUAAACAAAAACUGCCUGACAACCAGUCUUCAGACAAUCUGCAGGGGACAACGACCUCUGUGGUGGCACCGCCACGAAAAAGCAAGCACUCAUCUGAGAAAAAAACAGUUUAUCCUGUUUCAGCUUCAGCAUCUGUGGUGAUACAAAGCUAUACUACUUCUCAAGAACCACAGUCCAAAACUGUAGAUAUCACAGAUGAGCCUGUUACAAAUGAGGCAAAUAAGCUUGCUUCUGAGGAUCCCACCGUGAUGCACAACGUCACUGAAGAGACUCCUGCUGUUACUGAAGAAACUGAAAUUGAACAGCUGUAUGCUGAAAAUAAAACCAAGGAUGAGGCAGAGAAUAAGCAAAAGCCUAGUAGUGAGAAAUCUCCAGUGACUGGAAAGCAAACUAAAGUGGCUGUGGAAAAAAGUGAAAUCAUUCAAAAAGGUAAGAAGUCCAAGAGUUUUGAGGUCUCUCAGCUUGCAGAGCCAAUGUUUCCACUGGAAAAAGUUGCUAGUAUGCAGUCAACGGAAACCAAAGAUGAAUCAGAGAAGUAUAACGUAACAUCAGAGUCAGCUGAAACACCUAUGGCAAAAUCUAGAUUAUUGCCUAUGACGAGAAAAUCAAAGAGCACAGAACUUUGCCUUGCUCUUGGUGAUACUGAGUUACCUCAAACAAGGAAAGAUCCUCAAAGCAAAAGUUCUUCUUUGGACUUUAAUGGCGAGAACAAAGGUUUUGUUACUGAAAAGAAAAAACCUGUACCUGUUGGGUCUUCAACUCCAACUCCAAAUAUGCCAGAAAAAUUAGCUCAAACAACUGAUGUAGAAAAAGGCCAGUUUUCACCAAGCACAGGAAAGUCAAAAGCUUUAAUGAGUUCUCCAGAAUUUCCUUCAGUGGCACAGACACAAUCCAAGAAAAAGCCUGAAAAUCAGACAUCACCGUCAGUUCCGGAGGUUGUCAAAGAACCAAGUGAACAAGAAACUGAAAGUAAAAAGCCAGAUUUACAUGAAGAUAUAGAUACUGGAACAGCUGAAACUACUGAUGAAAACUUGACAGAGGUUUCAAUAAUGGACACAAAGUCAGGGCAUCCAAAGGUUUAUCUUGGGCUUCCUAACAAAGAUCACAUUCCAACUACAAUACAACAUGAGAGUGAUAUAUCAUUCUUGCCUACCACAAAGCCAGUUGAGACAAAGGAAGAGCCAGAUAGUCAGAGAUGUCCUUUAUCUCCAGAGGUUGCAACUGCAGCAACAGAAAUUACUGCUAUGAAUAAAGGAAAGCGUUCCCCAUCCAAAAGAAAGUCAAAGAGUCGUAAAGCUUCCUCAGAACUUAAUAGUACAGAUUUGCCUGAGACUUUGAAAGAAUUUGAAACUGUGGAUCCCACCAAGGAAACUAAGGUUACCACUUUAGAAAAGCCUGAUAUCCCCCCAACAAGAAAAACUUCAAAGACUUUUGUGGAGUCAAUACCUACCACAGAAAGACAUCCUGAUGCGGAAAAUGAAUAUACUAAGAAAGAACUUGAGAGUGUGAAAUCUACCACACCUACAGAAAUGGCUACUAUACAGACUGAACAUGUUAUGGUAUAUCCGACAAAGAAAGAGGAAGAGUCAGACAGUCAGAGAUCUCCAGUAUCUUCAGAGGUUCCCACAGCAAAAGAAAUUACUGCUGUCCAUACAGAAAAGCGCUCACCACCCAAAAGAAAGUCAAAGAGUCGUAAAGCUUCCUCAGAAUUUAUUAGUCCAGAUUUGCCUGAGACCUUGAAAGAACCUGAAUCUGUGGGUUUCCUCAAAGAAGCUAAGAUUACCACUUUGGAAAAACCUGAAUCCCCCCCAACACAGAAAACUUCAAAGAGUCUUGUAGAGUCCAAGAAAAUAGAGAAAGAAACAGAAAUGGAAAACACAGCUUUAAAUGUACAGGUGAUUACUGAAAAAACUGAAACUGUUGGUGUAGAGUCAACUGAACUUUCACCAAGUGAAAGAAAACCAGAGAUUCCAAAGGUUUCUCUUGAGCUUGCAAUCAAGGACCAGAUUCCAACUACAAAGGAACAUGACAGUGAAACACUGUCAGUCUCAUCCACAGAGCGCUCACCACCCAAAAGAAAGUCAAAGAGUCGUAAAGCUUCCUCAGAACUUAUUAGUGCAGAUUUGCCUGAGACUUUGAAAGAACCUGAACCUGUGGGUUCCACCAAGGAAGUUAAGAUUACCACUUUGGAAAAGCCUGAAGCCCCACCAACAAGGAAAACUUCAAAGAGUCUUGUCAAGUUAAUAUCUACCACUGAAAGAGAGCCUGAUGCAGAAAAUGAAUAUACUAAGAGAGAGAUUGACAGCGUGAAAUCUACCACACCUACAGAAAUGGUCACUGUGCAGACUGAACAAGUUACGGUGUAUCUGACGAAGAAAGAGGAAGAGUCAGAUAAUCAGAGAUCUCGUGUAUCUCCAGAGGUUCACACAGCAACAACAGAAAUUACUGCUGUGAAUAAAGGAAAGCUUUCACCACCCAAAAGAAAGGCAAAGAGUCGUAAAGCUUCCUCAGAACUUAUUAGUACAGAUUUGCCUGAGACUUUGAAAGAACCUCAAUCUGUGGGUUCCACCAAGGAAGCAAAGAUUACCACUUUGGAAAAACCUGAAUCCCCCCCAACAACGAAAACUUCAAAGAGUCUUGUGGGGUCUGAGGACACAGAGAAAGAAACUGUAAGGGAAAACAUAGCCUUACAUUUACAGGUGAUUACUAGAAAAACUGAAACUGUUGCUGUAGAGUCAACUGAACUUUUACCAAGUGAAAGAAAACCAGAGAUUCCAAAGGUUUCUCUUGAGCUUGCAAUCAAGGACCAGAUUCCAACUCAAAUGGAACAUGACAGUGAAAGGCUGUCUGUCUCAUCUACAGGGCGAGUUACUGCUGUUGUUUUGGAAGACGUGUCUCCCAUACAAACUGGAGGAAAGUCAGAUGAUGUGGAAUUUUCCAUAGCUCCUGAGUCAGUCCCUACCAUUGAAAGACAGCCUGAUGCAGAAAAUGAAUAUACUAAGGAAGAGCUUGACAAUGUGACAUCUACCACACCUUCAGAGGUGGUCACUGUGCAGACUGAACAUGCUAUGGUGGAACUGACAAAGAAAGAGGAAGAGACUGAUAGCCAGAGAUCCCCAGUAUCUCCAGAGGUUGCCACAGCAACAACAGAAAUUACUGCUAUGAAUAAAGGAAAGCUUUCACCACCCAAAAGAAAGUCAAAGAGUCGUAAAGCUUCCUCAGAACUUAUUAGUGCAGAUUUGCCUGAGACUUUGAAAGAACCUCAAUCUGUGGGUUCCAUCAAGGAAGUUAAGAUUACCACUUUGGAAAAACCUGAAGCUCCCCCAACACAGAAAACUUCAAAGAGUUUUGUGGAGUCUGAGGACACAGAGAAAGAAACUGUAAGGGAAAAUAUAGCCUUACAUUUACAGGUGAUUACUAGAAAAACUGAAACCGUUGCUGUAGAGUCAACUGAACUUUUACCAAGUGAAAGAAAAAAAGAGAUUCCAAAGGUUUCUCUUGAGCUUGCAAUCAAGGACCAGAUUCCAACUCAAACACAACAUGACAAUGAGAUUCUUUCAGUUUCAUCUACAGAGCAAGUUACUGCUGUUGUUUUGGAAGACGUGUCUCCCAUACAAACUGGAGGAAAGUCAGAUGAUGUGGAAUUUUCCAUAGCUCCCAAGUCAGUCCCUACCAUUGAAAGACAGCCUGAUGUAGAAAAUGAAUACACUAAGAAAGAGCUUGACAGUGUGAAAUCUACCACACCUUCAGAGGUGGUCACUGUGCAGACUCAACAUGCUAUGGUGGAGCUGAUAAAGAAAGAGGAAGAGACCGAUAGUCAGAGAUCUCCUGUAUUUCCAGAGGUUGCCACAGCAACAACAGAAAUUACUGCUAUGAAUAAAGGAAAGCUUUCACCACCCAAAAGAAAGUCAAAGAGUCGUAAAGCUUCCUCAGAACUUGUUAGUAUGGAUUUGCCUGAGACCUUGAAAGAACCAGAACCUGUUGGUUCCAUCAAGGAAGUUAAGAUUACCACUCUGGAAAAACCUGAAGCCCCACCAACAAGGAAAACUUCAAAGAGUCUUGUGGAGUCUGAGGUCACAGAGAAAGAAACUGGAAGGGAAAACAUAGCCUUACAUUUACAGGUGAUUACUAGAAAAACUGAAACUAUUGCUGUAGAGUCAACUGAACUUUCACCAAGUGAAAGAAAACCAGAGAUUCCAAAGGUUUCUCUUGAGCUUGCAAUCAAGGACCAGAUUCCAACUACAAAGAAACAUGACAGUGAAACACUGUCAAUCUCAUCCACAGAGCGCUCACCACCCAAAAGAAAGUCAAAGAGUCGUAAAGCUUCGUCAGAACUUAUUAGUACAGAUUUGCCUGAGACUUUGAAAGAACCUCAAUCUGUGGGUUCCACCAAGGAAGCAAAGAUUACCACUUUGGAAAAACCUGAAACCCCCCCAACAAGGAAAACUUCAAAGAGUCUUGUGAAGACCAAGGACACAGAAAAUGAAACAGAAAGAGAAAACACAGCCUUACAUUUACAGGUGAUUACUAGAAAAACUGAAACUGUUGGUGUAGAGUCAACUGAACUUUCACCAAGUGAAAGACAACCAGAGAUUCCAAAGGUUUCUCUUGAGCUUGUAAUCAAGGACCAGAUUCCAACUACAAGGGAACAUGACAGUGAAACACUGUCAGUCUCAUCUACAGAGCAAGUUACUGCUGUUGUUUUGGAAGACGUGUCUCCCACACAAACUGGAGGAAGGACAGAUGAUGUUGAACUUUCCAUUGCUCCUGAUCCAGUCCCAACUAUUGAUAGACAUCCAGAUGCAGAAAAUAUGGAUCAGAACAUUUCCCUGGAAAAACCUGAACUCCCUAUAUCAAAGAAGACUUCAAAGAGUCUAUUGGUGUUCAACGAAAUGGAGAAAGAAAUUGAAAAUGGAAAAGCACAUUUAAGUUUGCAGACAGUCAAACUUAAAUGUGCAACUGACAGUAUUUCUAUAGAAUCAACUGAGUUUUCACCAAGUGAAAGAAAGUCAGAGAGUCCAAAAGUUUCUCUUCAGCCUGAUAACAAGGCACCAGAAUGCACAGCACCUCAAUCUGAUGCAAGAGAUUCAGACACAGCGCCACAAAUGCAGCCAUGUCUUUCUUCUAGUUUUACAGAUACAACAAAUAUUGCAGAUUACAUUGACAAAUUAUGGACUAACACAGAAGAGGUUCAGAAGAGGUAUUUAGUUCUUGAGCUGCCUGAUCGAGCAGUCCCACAAUUGUUUGAGACAAACCAAUAUCAGCCAGACACAACAAUUUCUGAUAGCGAAUCUACUACUUUUGCCAUUGUUUCAAUGGAGCAGCCUCAUGAGACAGAGACAGAUGUAACAGAAAUAGCCCCAUCUAAGCUAAAUGAAACUAUGAGUCAGCAGACAGUCUCAGAUACCUUGCAAAUACAACCUGAAGUCAACAUCCAACAUGACGAUGGCCAAAAUAUUUUAGGCAAUGUUCAAAAGUCUCUUGAAGAUGAAGCAUUCAAAGCUGAAGAAAUGAGUAUAAACACAAGAAUACAAACAUCUGAAAAUAUAACUGUCUCAGUGCAAAAGGACCCUGAGAUGCACAUGGAGCACUUGACUGUACAGUGUGAGACCACACCACAAAGCAAAGUUGAGACAAGCAGGGUAGAACUCCAAGUAAGCAGUGCUGAAGGGAAGGAUAUUAAGGCUGAUCAAGGCUCUAGUCAGCCUACUGCUACUGUUUUCGCUUCAGAAAAACAUGUGCCCAUGAGCCCAGAUGACAAGUCUGUUACAGGGGAUAAAAUACAAGUGAAGACUAAAGUGGACUAUGAAAUACCAGCCAGCCAUAAAACUGCAGGUGCGGUUCACCCAGAGGAAGCUACAGUCGGAGUACAGAUGCAACAAAUCAGCAUUGAAAUGCAAGACAAUGUGGAGAUGUAUGCCUCUUCUCGACCUGCACUUCUGCAGGCAGGUGAAGAAGAGAGAGUAUCUGCAGAAAUAACCUUAUCUGAGCAAGACACUAUAAAAUCAGACAUGGUGAUUGAGCUAGAGAUCUUGAAAACCACACAGGAUAGCAAAGAGGAGCUGAAGGACUACAACUUAAAAGAGGAGGUCUUUAGAAAAGAUGUACUUGAUUUACCCAAAAGCUUGGAUGAAAAGGAAAUAUCGGGGGACUCUGAAGUACGAGUUUUACAGCUGGAUAUACCUACGAGUCAUGAAGAACAGGAAAACACAUUUGUCAUGACAGCAGCAGAACCAACGGUAGAUACAGCUCGAUCAAGUAUGCAGUGUGAAGAAAAAGAGACUGCAGUUCAGGUUCACCCUGAAGAGGCUACACUCAUAAUCAAGGUGCAAGAACUCAGCACAGAAACGCCAGAGGAUGUGGCUCAGAGUGACUCUACUCAAACUGCUCUGCUGCAGCCAGUUGUAACAGAGACAAUAUCUGCAGAAUUAAGCUUAUUUAAGGAAGACACUGUAAAACCACAAACAGCAAUUGAGUUAGAGAUCCUGGGAACCACACAGAAUAGACCAGAGGAGCUGACGGAUUACAACUUAAAAGAGGUCUCCAAAACAGAUGUACUUGAUGUAUCCCGCAGUUUGGAUGAAAAACUGGUUACAGUAGAGAAAAACCUGGUUGAGCCUCAAGUGCGAGUUUUACAAAUGGACAUACCAACCAGUAAUGAAGAACAGAAACAGACGUUUGUCAUGACAGCAGCAGAACCAAAGAUAGAUACAGCGCAAUCAAGUAUGCAGUGUGAAGAAAAAGAGACUGCAGUUCGGGUUCACCCUGAGGAGGCUAUACUCAUAGUCAAGGUGCAACAAAUCGGCACAGAAACACCAGAGGAUGUGGCUCAGAGUGAUUCUACUCAAACUGCUCUGCUGCAGCCAGUUGUAACAGAAACAAUAUCUGCAGAAAUAAGCUUAUUUAAGGAAGACACUGUAAAACCACAAACAGCAACUGAGUUAGAGAUCCUGGGAACCACACAGAAUAGACCAGAGGAGCUGACAGAUUACAACUUAAAAGAGGAUGUGUCCAAAACAGAUGUACUUGAUGUAUCCCACAGUUUGGAUGAAAAACUGGUUACAGUAGAGAAAAACCUGGUUGAGCCUCAAGUGCGAGUUUUACAAAUGGACAUACCAACCAGUAAUGAAGAACAGAAACAGACGUUUGUCAUGACAGCAGCAGAACCAACGGUAGAUACAGCUCAAUCAAGUUUGCAGUGUGAAGGAGUUCAUGUACCCUCUGAGGAGGCUGAAGUUAUAGUCAAAGUGCAACCAAUUACCAUGGACACACAAAAGUAUCUGGAUCAAAGUGAUUCCUCUCAAAAUGCACUCCUUCAAAGUGAAGCAGGGACAAUGUCUGUAGAAAUAAACACAUCCAAGCAAGAUACUGUAAAACCAGAAAAACUGACUGAGCAGGAGCUCCUGAAAAACACAAAGGACAGACCUAUCAUAACUAAGGAAACUGGGCUCCAGAAAGAGCACUCUUUAUUGUCAACACAUAGAGGGAGUGAUAUACCCAUGAGCCUGGAUGAAAAAGCAGAAAAAGUCCAAGUGGAGCCUGAUGUUGUUUUACCAGCCAGCUAUGAGGAGCAUGAAAGAUCAUUUGUCUCGAAAGCAAAUGUGCCAAGAACAGAUAUAAGUAUCCAGUCUGAACAUGCUCAAAUAAACAAAGAUUUGACUUCAGCUGAUGUUCAACCUGAAGAAGAAAUUAGCUUUACAAUAAAGGUGCAGCAAAUGAAAACUAAAAUGCCAGUGGAUCUCGUGGCUCAGUGUGAAACUACUCAAACUGCACUUUUUCAGCCAGGUGAAGCAAAGGAAACACAAUCUGCAGAAAUAAGCUUACCUGAACAAGACACUGUAGAACCACAAACAAUGAUUGCGCUAGAGAGCUUGAAAACUGCACAGGCUAGAUCAGUGGAGGUGAAGGAUUACAACAUGAAACAGGAUGUCCCCACAAAAGAUGUGCUUGAUUCACUCAAAAGCUUGGAUGAAAAAUCAGUUGCAAUAAAGCAAAUUCAAGUGGAGCCUCAAGUGAAAGUUUUACAGCUGGAUAUACCAAUCAGUCAAAAAGAACAGGAAAAGAUAUUUGUGAAGACAUCAGCAGAACCAAAACCAGAUACAGCUCAAUUAAGUAUCCAGCGUGAAAGGGAGCUGGGAAAUAAAGAUGAGACUUCAGCUGAGGUUACACAGGAGACUGAAUUUAUAAUCAAAGUGCAACAAAUCACCACUGACAGACAAGGAGAUGUCACUCAGAGCGACUCCAGUCCACCGGCUGAAGUAGGGAUAGCUUCUGCAGAAAUAAACUUAUCAAUGCAAGACACUGUAAAACUAGAACCAGUGACUGAGCAAGAGCUCUUGAAAACCACAAAGCAUAGAUCUACUGUGACUAAGGAACUUGUGAUCCAAGGUGAGCAGCCCAAACCAUAUGAACUGGAUGACAUACCCAUGAGCCUGGGUGACAAGAUGAUUACAAAAGAGAAAGUCCAGGGGGAGCCUGAGGUCCCUGUUUCACCAACCAGCCAGGAGGAGGAUAAAAGAACAUUUGUUGUGGUAGCAGAUGUACCAAGAGCAGAUGUAGCUCAUUCAAGCAUCCAGUCUGAAAUCAUUUCAGUAAACAAAGAUUUGACUCCCGCUGAUGUUCAACCAGAGGAAGCUGCUAGUCCAGAAGAUGUGGUGCAGCGCGACUCCACUCAACCUUCUCUGCUGCAGACAAGUGAACCAGACACAAUCCCUGCAGAAAUUUGCUUAUCUGAACAGCAUGCUGUAAAACCAGAAAUGGUGACUGAGCAAGAGCUCUUGAAGACCACAGACAGCAGAACAGACAUGUCUCAAACAAAUAUCAAAUGUGAUUCAGAACUUGAAAAGAAAGAUGUGAGUCCAGCUGAUGCUCACCCUGGGGAGGCAACAGUUGGAGUGGAGGUGCAACAAAUCAGCACUGAAACACAAGAAGAUGUAGCUCUGGUGGACUUGACUCAACCUGCACUGCUGCCGCCAAGAAAAAUUGCAUCUGCCGAAAUUAGCUUACCUGAGGGAGAAGCUGUACAAUCAGAAGGCUCCUCUAAAUUGUUAAUGCAUGGCAUGGAUGAUGUACCCACGAGCCUAAGUGACAAGUCUGUUAGAGUAGAGGAAACCCAGAUUGAGCCUGAGGUGCUUGUUUUACAAGUAGAAGUACCAACCAGUCGUCAUGAGCAUGAACAGACAUCUUUCAUGAUAGAAAAAAGUGACUCCGCUCAGCCUGCUCUGCUGGAGCCAGAGGUCAGUGGAGAGCUCUUGGAAACCACAGAAGACAGACCUAUGGUGACUAAGGAACUUGGCGUCCAAGACAAGCACCCUAAAGUAUUAACACAUGGAGUGGAAGACGUACCCACAAGCCUGGAUGUCAAAUUUGUUAAAAUGAAGAAAAUUCAGAUGGACCCUGAGCUGCUUGUAAUAUCAGCAGUUCAAGAAGAGCAUGUGUCAAGAACAGAUACAUCUCAAUCAAGUAUCCAGUGUGAAAGUUCAGAAGAACACAGAGAUACGAGUGCAGCUGAGGUUCUUCCUGAAGAGGCUGGAGUUAAAACCACAGUAGUAGAAGUCCAACAAUUUAGGACUGAAAUGAAGGAAGGUGUAGCUCAGACUGCCGCAGCUCAAUCUCUACUGAUACGUGCAGGUGAAACAGAGUCAACAUCUGUAGAAAUAAGUUUAUCCGAACAAGACACUGUAAAACCAGAAACUCUUACUAAGUUGAAGUUCUUGAAUACCACAGAGGAGAGACCAAAGGAGGUCAAUCUGCGAGAGGAGGUUGUAACUAAAGAUGUACUUGAUGCACCCAAAAGCCAGCAUGAAGUGUCUGUUACAGUGGAGAAACUCAGCAUAGGGCCUAGCGUAUCCACUCUACAGCCAAAUAUACCGGCCACCAUAACCACAUCUGUUGUGAUAGCAACAAGUACAAGGAAUGACAGUGAUCAAACAACUACGAAGUCUGAUAAAAUAACACCAAACCAAGAGCUUAGGUCUCUUGAAGCAGAGAAAGAAAAGCCUGCAUCUGAGAUGACUAAAGCAGAUGUUCCAAAAAGCUUUACCGAACUCCCAUCAGAACCAGUUGUGUAUCCUAAAGUCCAAACAGAUGCAACAAAUAGGAAAGAAGAAGAAGAGAAGCAGAAGAAGAAAAUUCAAGAAAAGGAAAAAGAAAGAAGCACCAGUGUAGAACCGCCAAUCAGGAUAAGCACAACAAUCACCACCACUACCAUGGAGGCCACUGAAACAAGGCUUCAGAAACUGCCACAGGUGGUUCAGAUAUCAUCAGGUGAUACUGUACUGGGUGAAGAACCCCAUUUGAAAGGACUGACCCCUCAAGAAAACAAAAUAGACGCAAAUGACGUGGAAACUGAGAAAACAGUACUGGAGUCACCAGGAGAACCAUCCAUUUUGACAGCGAUACAGCUACUCAAAGACAUGGGACCUAGCAGUCAACUCAUUGAGGGUAAACCCCUAGAGGAUGCUCCAGAGGUUCUGAUUUCAUCCACCACUAACAUGGACAGUCAUCUAAGUAGGGUUAUAUCUAAACUCCUGAACUGCAAGAACCGCUCAGCUGAGCUGAGCCCAACAGCCAUGGCCCGGCAGGUGGAGGAGGCUCAGGAGUGCAGAGAGGUUGCCCUGGCCCAGGUGGCAUUGCUCUCUCAGUUGAGAGGGGCUGUUGCUGAGAACAGGGACAGUCUGGAGCAUCUGGAGGACCAGUGGACCAGUGCUGCCCAGGAUGCAGUUAAUGUUAUUCAGAGUAAGGAGGCUCAGCUGCAGAUGGUGACUGAUUAUUGCCAGCACAUCCAAAUAGCUAAGAAUGCGGUGGACAAAGCAACUGCAGAACUAGAUGCUCUUCAAACAUCCCCUCAGAACAGCAGCUCCAAGGAGGCAGAACGACUAGGCUCCUUACAAAGAAGUAUGGAGGAGAACAGAACAGCACUUGGGGAGCUGCUUGUGACCCAUAGCAAAUUGUGCCCCCACCUUACCCGGUAUGAGCGAGCAACUGCAGAGACUGAGCAGAAGAACCUACAAGAGAGGUGGAGAGCUCUGGAAAGAACUGUGGAGAGUAUGCUUCAUCACACACAUGACCGUUCUCACAAGACCAGCAACCUUCUGUCAGAGUUAUCAGAUUUGCAGGAACACUUGGAAAUGAUAAUUAGAGACCUUGAAGCCAAGUUGCCAUCAGUUACUCAGUGGAACUGCAAGAAGGCACGACAGCUGAUGGAGGCAAACGCUGAGGUUAAAGCAGCCCAGCAGAAGUACCUCCAUUUACAACAGCUGUCAGAGCUGCUGCUCUUUAGCCCACAGUGGGAUGUGGAAACAAAGGAGAUCCAUCAGGGACUCCAGAGAGUUAAGGACAAAAUUUCUCACACAGAGGAACUUUUGGCUACCCAAACCCUGAACAGCAGCAGCCCUAUCAUGGAGAAAAUUGUCAAAGUGAUGAGGGAAGGCCUGGCCUGGGCCAGGCAGACAGAGAGUGAUAUUGAGGGCAGGAGAAAAAGAGUAGCUCUUCUCCCCGAGGAAGUUCACCGGCAGCUCAGGGAUCUGAAGAAGCUGCAAUCUGAGGUGAUGGCCAAACAAGGUCAGCUGGAGUCACUGGUGGAGGAAAUGACUGAGCUCUUUCCACAACUGGACCAGGUUGAAGAGGUGCCUAUGGUGCAGAGCCUUCUGAAAUGUCUUGAAGAACUCUCAAAGUCCACCAAUGAGAAGCUGUCCAAAGCUGUGAAAGAGGUGGAGUCAGGACUGCAGACCAGAGAAAAGCUAUCUGAACAGAUUGCCGAUCUAGACUCCUGGGUUGUGGCUCAUCUGCAAAGAGAAGCCUCCAGGGAUCCAGACAGUGAGCUCAGGAGCCCUGCUGAACUUGAUCGCAGAACCCGCCAGAUCCAAGAAACCCUGGCUGAGGCUGAAAAGCAGGAAGCAGUCUGUGAGGCUCUUUUAAUUAAGAGUAAAGAUAUCGCUUCUGAACUCAGUGUCACAGAGAACUGUCAGCUUUUUGACAAGCUUACCAACCUCCAGGAGAAUAUCAGAACCAUUAGCAGCCAAGAGAAAAAUAACAAGAAGGAGCUGAAUGAACUCACCCAGACUUUAGAUUCAAGCAAGAAAAACCUGGUUACUGUUGAAAACAGUCUAAGGCAGAUGUUGGUGGAUCUAAGCAGACACAGGUUCCCCAUUACAAGAGAGUCCCUGCAAGCUUUGGAGCCUUUCAAGCACAUGAUUUUGGAACACAAGUCGCAAGUUGACCUCCUGCAACCCUGGAUUCCCAAUGAGAAGACAAAAGAACUGAACUCUGUCAUCUCUGAGCUGCACAACAAAAUGUAUGCCCUAGAAAUGAAAGCCAGAGACCAAGAGAGGUACUUAAACAUGAGGCAAUGUGUCGAGGAUCUCAGGGAAAGCAUUCAGGAACAGGUGCGCCAGACAAAAGAAGAUGGCAAUGACACAGACGAGAAGUACAGAAUCUGUCAGAACCUUCUUAUCCAGUUUCACCUGAUGAAGGGAUUGUGUGAAGAGGCUCGCUCAAAACUACACACAAUUUCUGCUGACCUCUACCCUUCACAGCUGACUGCAGAGCAACAAAGGCUUAAACAAAAUGAGGAGAGUCUUAACACCCUCGAGAUGACACUCCAUAACAACCUCAGCAUCAUUGAGUGGAACCUGCUGAAGGACCUGGACCUGGAAUCAGAGAGGAAAGCCACUAAGGCCUUCCUCUUAAAGACCCAGAAAGAGUUGGAUAAAUGUCCCACGGUGGAGCCAAAUGACACAGCAAUUAACAGAGAAUAUGAGAGAGUGGUGUCUCUGACAAAGACUGUGGAGUCAAGAAUGAGAGCACUGGGGGUGCUGGAGCAAAAGAAGGGAAAGAAAAAAAGAAGUGGAUCUCAAGAUUUGAUGGACUUGAAGAAUGCAGUCCUCGGUCAAUGUGAAUCAUAUAUGGAGAACAUCACUCAGGCCAGGGAGUCACUGAGAAGCUACACCUGUUCUGUUAAACAGGCUGUACAGUUCCUGAGGGCUAUUGAGGUGUCUAUGCUGCCACCUCAGGGCCCUGCUAGGGUCUGCGGUGACAGAGUCGAGGAGACCCAGCAGGCUUUGGCCUCACUCCAGCAGCAAUUUCAAACUCAUGUGGAACAGCUCCAAGACCAGACUCCUCUGCAUCAAUACUUGUCCCCACUGAAGGUGGAGCAGCUCCAAGAGAGUAUUCUGAGCCAACUCCUGGUGAUGAUGUCCACUCUCCAGGCAAAGGGCCAUGUGAAGUUGGAGUGUCUAAGCAGGUGUGCAGAACAGCACAGAGAUUACAUCAAGUGCAAAGAAGAAAUCAUACAGAGCGUGAAGAGUACAGGGAACAGGCUUUUACAGCUCAUCACUCAGAAGGUCACCUGUCUCACUGACUGCACUGACCAGGAGGCAAAUCUUAGAGCACUUGCAGAGCAGAUGGAGGCCCUCCUGAGACGUCUGGGAGAGCUGCAGGAGUGGUGUUCAGAGCAGAGCUGUCGCGGAAGCAGGGAGACCACCAUGACUUGUAUCUGGAGAUGGGUAUUAAGACUACAUCACUGCACACAGGAGCUGACAACUCGCAGCAAACAGAGAAUCAGAGAAUGGAGUGAUAUCUCAGACAGCGUGGAGAAGGCCUCUGUGUUACUGCAGGGAGUGGAGGCAGAGCUUCCUGACGGCUCCAAGGUGAAGGCAUCUACCGAGGAGCUUCAGGACGUGUUGCAGUCCUGGGAACAGUACCAGGACAGGCUGGACUGUGAACACAGAGCGCUGUCUGCACUGGAACUGCGCACUGCCAGGCUGCUGGGUGUCCCUGCCCACCUGGAGCAGGCUCCUCCUAUUCCACUCUGUCAGCAGCUGCAAGCAAUGCAGGGCCGAUAUGACAAUGUGAAGCAGAGAAGCAGGGAGGGUUUGCAGGCAGCCAGGCAGGAGCUGGAGGACAGAGAAAAGGUGCGAGAGGAGCUGCAGGGUAUCCGGGUUUGGCUGAAGGCCGCUGCAUCUCUUCUGACAGAGAUGGAGCAGAGCAGCAGCACACAGGAGCUACAGGAGCUCUACAGCCAGCUGUGUACCCAGAAGUCUUUGCUGCAUCGUAUCAUGGAGAACCUGAAGAUGAAAUACUCAGAUAUGUACACUCUGGUCCCAGUCGAGAUUGACAGCCAAAUGCAGGACAUCACUAAGUCUCUGCAGCAAGUAGAAGAAAAGGUGGGAGAGGCGAUAGAGAGGAGCGGUCCUGUUCACAGGUUGGGCGCGAGGAUGUCCGAUAUCGAGGCUGGCCUGAGAUCUGUUCAGAAGAGACUGGAACAGAGGAGCCCCAGUGUGACUCAAGCAAAGAUCACUCAGAAGCGUGCCUGGGAUGAGCUGGAUGUGUGGCACUCGCGUCUGGCAGCCCUGGAAGUGGACAUGCAAGACUUAGAGAAGCCUGAGGAGGUGCUGAUCCUCACAGAAAGACUAGUGGAGGUUCAGCAGCUUCACUCCCAGCUGGCCAAACAGGCAGAACAGAGGACCACCCUGAUCAGCAAGAUUCAAACGUGGCUUCAGGAACAUCAAGAGAUGGUCAAAAGCUCCAAGAGCUGGAUGUCCGAGGCUCAGUCGUGGCUUGCUGCUCCCUGCACCUACACCACAGCUAAAUGUUUGAGCAGCCACGUUCACGCCCUGCAGUUGGUCCUGGAUGAUUCAGUCCAGAUCCGAAACACACUGCAGGCCUUCAGCUCGGUCCUGAAGGAAAUGUCGCAGGUUUGUGAUGUCACAGCUCUCCAGGAACAGCUGGUCGAAGCAGAUCGCCAAGUGGCCGAUGUUCAGGACAGCUUCACAGCUCCUCUGUCUCAGCUGGAGCAUGCUGCCGCUGAGGUGGAGGCGAUUGAGAGUGAAGUCAAGCGCAUGGAGAAUGAUGUAGCAGAGAUCAAGAACUUGCUAUCUUCUCCAGAGAGUUUUCCCAGCCCCAGAGAGGACAGUUUAAAGGGGGUUGAGCAGAGGAUCCAGUCGAUGAGGAGAACAGUAGCUGAGAUCCAGAAAUGUAAGCCAGGCCUUUGUCUUCCUGAGAAGGCUGAAGAAACUCUGACUGUCUUUACUGUGGUGGACCAGCUCCAGACUCUGCUGCUGGAACUGGAGAAGAAGGUUCCUGCGUUAUUUAUCCAGCAGCCUCCAACUCCCACACAAGCCAAAGCUCAGUCGGCCCAACAGACGACCACUGAACUCAAAACAUCUGCAUCUGAGGAGGCUGAGGAAGAGCAGGGUCAGAUCAGAAUUGCUCAUGUUGAGGAGGAUGUACUACGGAGGUCUGGAGCUACACUGCUGACUGUGGAGCAGUCCUCACCUGAACAAAGGCAGGCUCCAACACCUGAUGUCACCCAGCAGCGGAAGCAUCAAGGCGUGCUCCAGGCUGAAGAAGCCACAGAAAAAAAAAGCAGUGAGGAACAGAGAGUGGAAGAAGGUGGAGGAGGUUUUUAUUGGUGGCUCUGGGAUGUUUUCCUGGGCUCUUCACCAGAGGAACCUGUGGUUGUUGCCUCAGAAGCGACUGAAGCUGCGACUGGACAAAGCACUGAACAGCUUACAGAAGAAACAAAGGAUGUUGAGGGCACCACUGACACCACAGAAACAAGUUCAUCUGAAGCAUUAUCAAAACCCCUGGGCACAGUCACAACUCAGUCACUGCCUGAGAGCAUGGUAAACACAUCGCCGACCGUAAAAGUCUCCAAAUCCAGCUCUGGGUCACAGCAGAAAUGUGUAGUCUCCUAGAUCUAGAACUUGUAGAUCUGCAUCUUUUUUUCCUCAUCAAUCUAAGUCUAGAACCAUUUCUGUGCAAAAUCUCCAAGCACUCCUCAAAGCAAGCCUAGAGGCCACUGUUUGACGUAUUAUAGACCUUUCAUGUCUUUGCUGGCAAUAACUUCUAUGCACCAUCGUAAAUCUUUCAACUUUUUUCUGGAUCCAGUUUGAAAACAUUUCUAGAAUCAAGAUUUCUAUUCUUUCUCUAUAAUCCCCUAGAAUGAUUCCUCCAACUUUUUCUAUUCUAGCCUCUAUUUCUGAGCCACUAGAUGUUGGACUGACCUCCCACAUUACUCCAGACCAGAGGCUUUACUGCCUUCUGUUGUACUCAAAUUGGGAGUCAUUUCUUUUUUUUGAGCUAGCGGUAGCGUCUCACUUUUUCUCAAAAUAUUGGUUUUGUAAAGCCUUUGUAGAAGCAAACAUCUCCUUUACAAGAAACAACCCUAGAACACCUACUUAUCAUUGAAAUCAUUUAGAGUUCUCCUCUUUUUUUUUUCCUGGUCUUUUUAUUUUUCUUUGACAGCAAAACUCAGAACUUCUGUCUUCUUGUAGAACUAAACCAAGAACACUUAUUCUUCUAGAACCAGUUCUAGAGCUCCUGAUGUUAGGUUUCUUUUAGACAUGUCUCACAGUGCAUUUACAUGGCAAAUGAUUGCUUAAUAUUGUUUACAUUUGAAUCCUUUAUUAUGUCUUACUGCAUGGCAAAAACUAAAGUGCAGGAAAGAACCAAAGCAGAGGUUUGCCAAAUAAGUACUUUUCAAGUUUAUUUUUGAGUUUAGACGAAGGAUUACUGAGUUUGCAGAGAAAUCUGCUUAUUCUUUGACAAGUCAACACCACUGACACGUGGUUCAGGAUGACACAGCACUACAUCUGCUACAAGUGAGAACUGGUUGCUGAUGGUUACCGUUUUACCCCUCAAGAAAACUGAAAGUAGGCAGAUGGUACUUUGUAUGUGUGUGGAUGUUUUUAACAGUCUGUAUUAAGCCUUUGCCUUAGCAUGGACCUUUAUUCUGAUGGGUUAGUUUGAUUAAAACAGAAACAAAGUGUAUUAAUAGACACAUUUUGUGAGCCAUGUUUUAUAAUGUAUCUUAUAGGGAAUGGUGAUUUAAAAUGUUAAAACUUUUUGAUUGUUGACCUUUUCAUUUACCAUCUGGGCUCAUUUACCAGCAAAUGCAGAGCAUAUGUGAUAAAAUAAAUAUUUCUUUAGUUGCUUCUCUGCAUCUGCCAUUUGUAUUUCCAUAAGCUCAUAAAGCGGGGUGUGUUGUUUACAGAUGUGAUUGACUCAAUCACUGCCUUGCAGCAGGACAGUGGAUAAUGAUUCCUGCUUUGUCAUGAAUAAAUAUACUAAUAAACAUUAUCACUCUUUAAAAUACACAUUUUAUACUUAAGACCUUAAUUAUUUUUUGAAGAUGACUGUUGGCCAUGAAAAUGCACUGGUUUAUCAUGAAUGCUGAAUCACUGGCUGCUGUGCACAGAUGGAAACUUUGUGAAUCCCACUGCAUUGCUUACUUUUUAUUCAGAAGUAAGCAUUUAAUAAAUAGUCCUAAAACAAUCUAUACAUUACAGCAGUAUGUUUACAAUUAGGGAAAUCAUUUUUUUAAAAGAAAGAAAAAUCUACAAUUUUUGGAGAUACAAGGUUUUCAUCUGAAAGCAGCAGACAUCUUACAUUACCUGGCAUGUGCUGUACUACAUUGUUUCCCUCAUGUUUUUCCCCAUUCUGUCUGCAUAUCAUUAAAAGAAAGAGAAAAAAAAAGAGCACAAAUACAAAUAAACCCACAAUAGUGAUCCACUC